Messenger RNA from Populus nigra (black poplar), 1361 nucleotides. Its product is annotated as deaminated glutathione amidase, chloroplastic/cytosolic-like. Bases 64 to 1050 code for a protein of 328 amino acids. The record is from RefSeq and is a predicted model, not a curated record. The transcript is spliced from 9 exons. NCBI's taxonomy places the organism in Eukaryota, Viridiplantae, Streptophyta, Magnoliopsida, Malpighiales, Salicaceae. Gene Ontology annotation, molecular function: hydrolase activity, acting on carbon-nitrogen (but not peptide) bonds, in linear amides.
AGGAAACAAAUUCUGUUUUCUCAGCUAACAUCACCGAAAGAUCUUUUUCUCUCAAACCAAACGAUGCCAUUUUGUCUUCACAACUGCCGCUUUUUCGUCAGGCUAAACAGCAACAGAACUCUUCCCUGUCCGAUACGCCACGCGCGCUUCACCUCACUGACCGUUCAAUCACGUGCCACCAUUUCCAGCGAGCCAGCCAUGGCAUCCAACUCAAUCCGAGUGGCUGCAGCUCAGAUGACGUCAAUCAACGACCUGGCUGCCAAUUUCGCAACCUGCUCUCGCCUCGUCAAAGAAGCAGUGGCUGAAGGGGCAAAAUUGGUUUGUUUCCCGGAAAGUUUUUCUUUCAUUGCGGACAAGGAUGGGGAAAGCGUUAACAUUGCGGAGCCUUUGGAUGGACCGAUUAUGCAACAGUAUUGUUCAUUGGCCAGGGAGUCUGGCAUUUGGUUGUCCCUUGGAGGAUUCCAAGAGAGAGGAUCUGACGAUGAACACUUGCGCAACACGCAUGUUAUCAUUGAUGACUGUGGGAGUAUAAGAAGCAGUUAUAGUAAAAUACACUUGUUUGAUGUGGAUGUUCCUGGUGGACGGGUAUACAAGGAAAGCAGCUUUACAGAACCUGGGAAGGAUAUAGUUUCAGUCGACAGUCCUGUUGGACGCCUGGGUUUAUCAGUUUGCUAUGAUCUGAGGUUCCCAGAGUUAUACCAGCAGCUCAGGUUCCAGCACGAAGCCCAGAUUUUAUUAGUACCUUCUGCUUUUACAAAAAUAACUGGUCAGGCGCACUGGGAAAUUUUGCUUCGUGCUCGUGCAAUUGAGACUCAAUGCUAUGUAAUAGCUGCUGCACAAGCUGGAGAGCAUAAUGAUAAAAGAGAAAGCUAUGGUGACACGUUAAUAAUUGAUCCUUGGGGAACUGUUGUUGGUCGAUUGCCUGACCGCAUUUCAACAGGGAUUGCUGUGGCUGAUGUUGAUUUCUCAUUGAUUGAUUCAGUACGAGCAAAAAUACCAAUCGCUAAGCAAAGAAAGCCCAUCGACUUCUGGAAAACUACAUCUUUAUGAUUGUUGAAGAUUGUGCCCGUCCAUCUAUGCUAUUAUCCUGACAACGUGCCAACUCGCAUCAAAUUCAUGCUGUACCGUAUGAUUCAAGGAACAGUAAUCUAUAUCCUUGCUUGCAUAUCAAGGAUGAUACAGUAAUUAAGAAUAAGUUGGAAUUUGGAAAUAAGUUCAGAUGCCAUUUGUCAGUGAGCAUGCCUGCUUAAAUUAUGCUCACCUUUUUAAUCACAUCUGUGUACUGUCGGGAACUACAAAAUAUUCAUCGAAUAUUUCGAUACUUCAUGCAAGGAUUUGAAUGUAACAUUUUCCUUCUGUUA